GAACUCUGCAGGUCGCGCCUCAUUCAACUGACUGUACACAUACGACGGAAGAAAAGAAGGAUGUUAAACAAUGUUGAGUUUUCGCUUUCAGUUGGGAUUAAACCGUUUUAAAAGAGUUGAAAUAUACCACUAGUGAGGGACUUACGUUAUCUUCAUUUUCGGUUUGAUGUCAUUUGCAUGGAAAUAAGUGUUUUCUAUUUCAAAGUAAAUAGUGUGUAAAUUAUAUUUUGGCGGACUCGUAAGAUAUUAAUGAACGUGUGUCACUGAAAACUACACAUGAUGUCGUCAGAAAUGGAGGUUACCGACGGAAUUCCUGGUCCAAGAGAAAGACUGAGAUCGGAUGGCGGAAGACUUACUGCGGAGGAGAUGGACACAAAGAGGAAACAGAACAUUGCGUAUGAGUACCUCUGUCACUUAGAGGAGGCCAAAGUCUGGAUACAGGCCUGUAUUAAUGAGGAGCUCCCUCCUACAACAGAACUUGAAGAAGGAUUACGAAAUGGUGUGUUUUUGGCCAAGCUGGGACACUUUCUUAGCCCUCAAGUUGUACCCCUCAAAAAAAUAUACGAUAAGGAACAAACAAGAUUUCAGUCUCGAGGAUUACACUUCAGACAUACGGAUAACAUCAACCAUUGGUUCACCUCCAUGGACAAAAUUGGCCUUCCACAGAUAUUUUAUCCGGAGACUACAGAUAUUUACGAUAGGAAGAAUAUGCCAAGAACAAUAUACUGUCUUCAUGCCCUCAGUUUGUACUGUUUCAAGCUUGGAAUUGCUCCACAGAUUCAAGAUCUGUAUGGGAAAGUGCAAUUCACUGAGGAAGAAAUUAGUGCUAUGAGACAAGAACUGGAAAAAUAUGGAAUCCAGAUGCCAGCGUUCAGUAAAAUCGGAGGAAUCCUAGCUAAUGAGCUCAGUGUGGAUGACGCUGCCUUGCAUGCUGCCAUUAUUGCCAUCAAUGAGGCUGUGGAUCAUGAAAAUGCAGAGGAGACCAUGGCCGCCCUCCAGAAUCCAUCGGCCAUGUUGGUAAAUUUGAGGACAGAUGGAUCUGAAGAUUACCAGGAACUCCUUUUCUGUGCAAAACAGACGAAGAGAGAUAUCGCACACAAUAAGAGUCUCGACCCGGAUGGUAACUACGAACAGGAUGUUUACGAUGAACUGCUCACUCAGGCAGAGAUACAGGGAAACAUCAACAAAGUCAACACCAUACAUGCCUUAGAUCGUCUUAAUGACGCACUGCUGAAGAUGGAUCCCUCCCUGCUACUCCAGGCCCUGAAAUCUCAGUUCCUCGGCCUCAAGGGCGUCAAUGACGACAACAUUUCGUACUACAAAGAACGUCUCAAAGAGUCCUAUGAAAAUAAACAGAAUAACAAUGGAGAAGAAGAUGUGAUCUUGGAGAGAGAAGAAAUCCAACAAGCUGUCUCCGCGGCCAACCUGGAUGCUGAUGUAGAAUAUCAGAAGUCUCAGUGUGUGAUUGCCAUCAAUGCCGCUAUAAAUAACAGCGACGCGACUGUGCUGAUGAGGGCCCUCCAGAACCCUGCGGCCAAACUACCGCCUGUCAAUCCUUACGGAGAUACCCUAUAUCUUGAAGAGUUCUUUAACAUGCGACAGGAGAAGCAGGACGACCUGGACUACGAUGAAAUUUUUGCUGCUGUUAAAGUCUUGUCCGCUGUCGCUGCCAUCAAUGAAGCUGUUGAAGUAGGAGAUCAGGGUGCCACGUUUAAAACUCUGACAAAUGAAGAUGCUUGUAUACAUAAUUUGGAGGAACAGAACCUCGACAGAUACCAGAAGGGGCUGGUUCAUGCAAGGGCUGCAAAAGUUGAGAGUGUUCAGGAGACAACCGAGUCGGACGAGACUGUUGGUUUGCCCUGUACACUUCUCACACACUUUGAGAUCUGUUCAACCAUUGACCAAGUGAACCAGCAGGUCUGUGAGGAACACGAGCGUGUUCUAGCCAUUGGAGACAUCAAUAAUGCUAUCAGACAGGGCAACCCUGACGUGACCUUGGCCUCCCUGAAGGAGCCAACAGCCAAGCUAGAGGACGUUGAGGACCAGAAUGCAUACAGAUAUCAGGUUCUUCUGUGCCGGGAAAUUGAAUCUAAGGAGCAGGAAUCCAGUGAUGCUGACGCUGAAUUAUGGGUAGAGGAAAUACAGAAGGCCAUUGUCAAUUCUAAUCGAGAUGCUGAGUUGGGGCUGAAAACAUCCUUGGCUGUGGAAGAAGUCAACAAAGUAUCUGGUGAAAAUGACAGUGACCUACUUUUGGAGGCCUUGACCGCUGGUGACCUUGCCUUACACAGUGUUGUUCCAGAGUGCAAAGAUAUGUACCUCCAGAAACUCGUAGAGGCGGGAAACACAAAGUCACAGAAAGGCGAGUGUGGGAGUGGCUGGAUGAUGAACAGGUUAAAGGACGGCUCUAAGUUUUUCUACAACACCCACGAACAAGAGUACUCAUGGAGUCGACAGGAUGGAGUAAAUAAAGAUCACGGUCUGCUCACAAAGGAGGAAGUACAGAAAGUGGUAUCAGAAGUGACUGCUGAACAUGACCGAGAACUUUUAUUCAAAGCGAAUGAGAACUUUAUCGUACGGAUACAGUCGUGUGUGAGAGGAUACCUGGCCAGGAAGGCUUAUACACAGAGAGUUAACUUCAUGAACACACAGCUACCAGCCAUUACCAAAAUACAGGCUUGCUGGAAAGGAUAUAAACAGCGUAAGGAUUACCAGGGGAGACUGAAAUAUCUCCAAGAUAAUCACGAUGCAGUUGUCAAGCUGCAGGCUGUUGUGCGCAUGUGGAGACAGGCGACAAAAUAUCGCAGUCGGCUUCAAUUCUUCAAAGAUCACGAAGCAGAUGUUAUAAAAAUCCAGGCAUUUGUGCGUUCUAACAAAGCGAAGAACGACUACAAGGCAUUAAUGCAUGAAGAUAACCCUCCCCUCAAUGUCGUCCAGAAGUUUGUCCAUUUGUUGGACACCAGUGAUGUAGAUUACUCAGAAGAAAUAGAACUACAGAAGCUCCGACAGCAGGUGGUGACAGAGAUACGGUCGACUCAGCAACUGGAGCAUGACCUGGACACAAUGGACAUCAAGAUCGGACUUCUCAUCAAAAACAGGAUCUCCCUACAGGAUGUAGUUACCCAUGACAAAAAGCUGUCCAAACAUAAAGAAAUGAGUCAGAGUGUUCCUAAGGGACUGAAAGCCUUGAGUAAAGAUUGUCACGACCGACUGGAGGCCUACCAGUACCUCUUCUACCUUCUACAAACCAAUCCAUCCUAUCUUGCCAAACUCAUUUUCGAGAUGCCCCAGAGUCGAACAACCAAGUUCAUGGAGUCGGUUAUUUACUCGUUAUUUAACUAUGGCUCCAACCAGAGGGAGGAGUAUCUACUUCUGAAGCUGUUUAGGAAGGCUUUGGAGGAAGAGAUAGCACUAAAGGUCGACAAGAUGUCUGACUUCGUAACAGGAAAUCCCCUUGUAGUGAAAAUGAUUGUAGGUUUUAACAGGAAUCAACGAGGCCAGAACUCCUUGAGGGAAAUGUUAAAUCCAUUAGUGACUGAGGUCAUUGAGGACAAAAACUUACGCAUCAAUACAAAUCCUGUGGAUGUGUAUAAAACGUGGAUCAACCAGACCGAAUCUCAGACCGGAAAAACCAGUACGUUGCCUUACGACGUGUCCAUAGAACAGGCGCUGUCUCACGAUGAGGUUCAAAAAAUGAUUCAGCAGUCAGUCGACAAGUUACAGCAAGUUACAGAAAAGUUCCUCACAACCAUCCUACAGUCACUCGAUAAAAUUCCGUAAGUAUAUCGGUUCCUUACAACGGUCCUACAAGAAGCUCUAAUGACAAAGUUUCCAGAGGCACCGGAAAAAGACGUCUUAAAGAUCGUAGGAAACCUUUUGUACUACAGAUAUAUCAAUUCGGCCAUUGUCGCUCCCGAUGCCUUUGACAUUAUCAAUGUUGGGGCUGACAAGCAGCUAACCAACGACCAACGACGUAACCUUGGAUCUGUUGCCAAAAUUUUACAAUUUGCAGCCGCAAACAAAGGGUUUGGUGGUGAGAGCUCCUACCUCUCCAGCAUGAACAGUUACAUCCGUGAAGCUCAUGAAAAAUUCAAACACUAUUGUGUGAUGGCUUGUGAUGUGGAGGAGUUGGAGCCCAAGUUUAACGUUGACCAAUAUUCAGACAUAGUGACUAUCACCAAGCCGGUCAUUUAUAUAUCUGUGUCCGAGAUCUGUGAUACACAUCAAAUGUUAGUGCUACACCAGGAUGAGAUUGCUUCCGACUCAAACGACGCCCUGCACGAGUUGCUGGAAGAUCUGGGAGAGGUUCCCACUGUAGCAGAGCUUUUAGGUGUUGAUCUUCCUGAGGAACAAACCAUGCGGGAUACUGUACUGGCUCAACUAGGCACAACGGAAAUAACUCUCACACUUACAAACAAGUUUGAGGUUCCGGAAGAUGACCAGUCUAAUGUAAAACAGCUCCUAAUAAGGACGAAGCGUCUAGUGGUGGAUGUGGUGGCGUGUCAGCCAGGAGAUACCAUCACACAGAUCCUCGAGUCCCCAGCAACAGAUGAACAGGAGGAGCUGCAUCAGGCACUUGUUAAAAAACGGGAACUGCGUGACAGGAAGGCUUCCGCUAAACAAGGUGGCAAGGGCUUAGUGCGGCAACCCUCAAUGUUGUCAGAAACCAUGUUAUCUCUUCAAGUCAUGAAGACGAAGAUUAAAAAGCAGCUACAGAAUUUAGAACUGGAUGGAGUCGUCUCCAGGAAAAAUGGAUUCCAAGAUCUAGUCAACAUGAUUGCACAGGAUAUCCGCAACCAAAGACGUUACCGUAACAGUCGAAAACAGGAGCUGAUGCGUGUACGUUCAACACUGAAGAGGCUACAGGAGAAACGUAAAUUUUACGAGUCUCAGAUCGACUACUACAAUCGAUAUGUUAAAACGUGCAUGGAAAACUUACAACAAAAGAGCAAUAACAGGAAAUCACGCGGACUAUUUAAACGAGGAGAAGGGAACGGCAAGGUAUCCUUUGAGUCUGUGAAGUACAGUGCCUCAAAGCUUCACGAGAAGGGAGUCAUUCUGGAUGUGGAGGGGCUGCCUAAUAAUCAAUUCAAGAAUGUGAUGUUCGAGAUUUGUGCAACAGCUGACCCAGGAACUUUUGAUGUCAAUGCCAAAUUUCUGGGUGUAGAAAUGGAAAAGGUGGAACUUGUGUUUCAGGAUUUACUUCAGCUCCAGUACGAAGGAGUAGCAGUCAUUGAGAUGUUCAACAAAGCACGCAUCAAUGUCAAUCUCCUCAUCUUCUUACUAAACAAGAAAUUUUACAGUCGACAUAGCAAAUAACAUUUCCUGUCCUAGUGCUGUAUGUAGCAAGAGUUGCCUACCCUUGUCUAUACUUCCCAGAAAGCUUGCCAUUCCUUCUCAACAGUUAUUUGAUAUGGUAGCAGUCAGUGUGGAAAGGUCUACAUAAUCAAAUCAUUGACAGACUUCUGAUAUAUGUGCCUGAAUGUACCAACACCAAUCGGAUAUAAAAGAAGAAUUUCUAAUAAAUUUAAAACAGUCCUUGAGAUACUGUGCCCUGGCUUCCACUGCUUGUGGUAGUUAGAAUCUAAAUAAGGAUUUUAUAACUUGUGAGGUCUGGAAUAAAAAAAGUAAACAUC
Pecten maximus is the source of this 5633-nucleotide messenger RNA. Its product is annotated as ras GTPase-activating-like protein IQGAP1. The transcript has 44 exons. Gene Ontology annotation, molecular function: calmodulin binding; GTPase activator activity; actin filament binding. Gene Ontology annotation, biological process: regulation of GTPase activity; regulation of actin cytoskeleton organization. Gene Ontology annotation, cellular component: cytoplasm. The record is from RefSeq and is a predicted model, not a curated record. NCBI's taxonomy places the organism in Eukaryota, Metazoa, Mollusca, Bivalvia, Pectinida, Pectinidae.